CCCAAAGCUUCGGACUUCCUGAAGAAAACAGUCGAGGGAUUCAGCAUCACCGUUUCCCCUUCGCGCCAACGCCAUGGCUUCCACCGCUACAUACUUGCCCGCGGUGGCAAGAAGUCUGACAGCGUCAUGUCGGUCAUCAAUUCGCCAGGCUGCCCCGAUGGCGCCGUUUCUCCUUCCUUUCCAGCAGCAGGUCCGGGGAGUGAAAAGCAACCCGCAGGCGAAGAACAAGAAGACGACCAAGAAGAAGGAGAAGGGCGCGAGAGAGUUCAAGCAGAGAGACUUGAAGGAUAUGGAGCAGUACAGUCUCUGUGAUGCCAUGAGGUAUAUCCGCGCAUUCGAAGUCGGCCGUGAUCGCUCCAUAUCCAAGUACGAGGUUCAUAUCCGUUUGAAGACAAAGAAGGAUGGCCCUGUCAUUCGAAACAUGCUUCGAUUCCCCCAUGCAGUUCAGUCCGAGUCACGUAUAUGCGUCAUCUGUCCACCGGGAACGAGGCACGAGAAAGAAGCCCGCGAGGCGGGAGCAGUGCUCGUGGGAGAGCAGGAGGUCUUUGAUGCCGUCAAGAGUGGCAAGAUCGAGUUCGACCGAUGUAUUUGCCAUACCGACAGUCUAGAUGCGAUGAACAAGGCCGGAUUGGGACGGUUUUUGGGUCCCCGAGGUCUGAUGCCCAGUGUCAAGAUGGGUACCGUGGUCGACGAUGUCGGUGCCCGAGUGCAGAUGUUGCGUGGAGGUACCGUGUACAGAGAGAGAGAUGGAGUUAUCAGAUUGCCUAUUGGACAAUUGGGAUUCUCCCCGAACGAGUUGCGAGACAACCUCCGUACUACGAUCGACCAGAUCAAGAAGGAUGCCGCAGGACUCAGUGACCGAAUUACGAAGGAAAUUUAUGAAGUGGUGUUGAGUUCCACCAGCGGCCCUGGCUUCAGCUUGAACGGCGAAUUCAAGUCUGACAGUUCCCCAGAGCCGGCUGCCUUGAGCGGAUUGUAAUAUACUGUUCUGUUCCAUACAUUUUGUUAUAUCUAAAUACAGCAAGGCGUACUCUGGUAUUAUGUGA
Paecilomyces variotii is the source of this 1046-nucleotide messenger RNA. Its product is annotated as putative mitochondrial large ribosomal subunit protein L1. The coding region runs from base 74 to 979 and encodes 301 amino acids. The record is from RefSeq and is a predicted model, not a curated record. The transcript has 3 exons. NCBI's taxonomy places the organism in Eukaryota, Fungi, Ascomycota, Eurotiomycetes, Eurotiales, Thermoascaceae.